Molecule: messenger RNA, 1500 nt
Organism: Urocitellus parryii (Arctic ground squirrel)
Lineage: Eukaryota; Metazoa; Chordata; Mammalia; Rodentia; Sciuridae
Gene: Ocstamp
Product: osteoclast stimulatory transmembrane protein
Cellular component (GO): membrane
Source: RefSeq, a predicted model, not a curated record
AUGAGGGGCCUCUGUGGAGCUGCUGAGCACCUCGUCAGGACGGGGUGGAGGUUCUCGCAGUUGGGGAUCCGCAAGGCCCUUGACCCACUGCAGGCUGCCUGGGAUGCCUUCUCCCAGCCUGUCCCAGCCAGCUGUGGCCAGCUGCUGACCCAGCUCCUCCUCUGCGCUUGCCUGGCUGUUGCUGCCGCAGAAUUGGUUUGUCAUUGGCUGGUCUCGUCGUGGCUUUAUCCUUCAGGACUCUCGGGCAUCAUAGCCACUGUGUGUGGACUCCUGGUCUUCCUGGGCCUGGGCCUGGUACCCCCGGUCCGCUGCCUGUUCGCGCUCAGUGUGCCCACCCUGGGCACGGAACAGGGACGCCAGCUGCUCCUGUCCUACAGUACUGCCACCCUGGCUGUUGCCGUGGUGCCAAACGUCUUGGCCAACAUGGGUGCAGCUGGACAGGUGCUUAGGUGCGUCACCGAGGGCUCCCUGGACAGUCUGCUCAACACCACUCACCAGCUGCGCAAUGCGUCCACAGCACUGGGCCCCACCAGCCGAUCGAGCGGCCGGGGCCUGACAUUUGAGAGCCAGGGAAAUGGCUCUGCCUUCCGGCUUCACAUGCUCAGGGUCACUCAGGGGGUCCUGGAGGACUUCUCUGCAUUGGAGUCCCUGGCCCGGGCAGCAGCACUGGGGACUCAGCGGGUGGUCACCGGGAUGUUCAUGCUGGGCCUCCUGGUGGAAUCUGCCUGGUACCUCCACCGCUACCUGACUGACCUGCGGUUUGACAACGUCUAUGAGACACCACAGCUGACCCGGCAACUGGCCCAGGCCCAGGCCACCCACCUAGUGGCUCCUCCACCCCCGUGGCUGCUCGGAAUAGCCCGGCCCAAGCUGUCCCGGGAGGAGCUGCUGCGCUGUCUCCUGAGGCUGGGGCUUCUCUCCCUGCUCCUGGUGGUCACAGCUGUGGCAGUGGCCACAGACCACAUGGCCUUCCUGCUGGCACAGGCGGCAGUGGAGUGGGCUCAGAAGUUGCCAGUUGUGCCCGUCACACUUAUGGUUAAGUAUGAUGCGGCCUACAGCGUCCUGGACUUCGUCCCCUUCCUCCUCAACCGGCCCCCGGCCCAGAGCCCCUUCCUCUCCGCCCGCCACUGCUUCCAGUGGGACCUGCGCUUCAGCUCCGCGGGCUGCCGGCUGCUGCCCGCCCAGCGCCCCCAGGACGCCGCCGCGCUGGCCGCCGCGAGCCUGCAGCUGCUGGCCGGCUGCACGGUGCUGCUGGAGGCCUACGCCCGGCGCCUGCGGCACGCCAUCGCCGCCGCCUUCUUCCCUGCGCAGGAGGCCAGGAGAACCCGGCACCUGCGCGCCCGGCUCCAGAGGAGGUACGACCGGCACCAGGGCCAGCGGCCGCCCCCCGGGGCCUCCUCCCUCUCGCGACCUCACGGACCGCAAGUGGCAGAGGAGCAGGAGGCCGCGGGUAGCGCGGACUUGAGCCGCUACCUGGCCCUCGGCUGCCUCCCUGGGUGA